This is a messenger RNA of Ctenopharyngodon idella (grass carp), 1310 nucleotides long. It is a transcript of the gene emp3b, whose product is annotated as epithelial membrane protein 3b. Gene Ontology annotation, cellular component: plasma membrane. The transcript has 5 exons. The record is from RefSeq and is a predicted model, not a curated record. Bases 426 to 914 code for a protein of 162 amino acids. NCBI's taxonomy places the organism in Eukaryota, Metazoa, Chordata, Actinopteri, Cypriniformes, Xenocyprididae.
CCAUAACACCAUCUCAUGGGCGAUGAUGAAUGAAACCCACUCACAUAAUCGACAUCAUCAAAGGAGAUUGAAGUUAUGAUAGAACCCCAUAGGAACUCAGCGCACACCCUCUGAGAUGAUAAACGACUAUAAGGAAAGAGAGACGUGUGCCCAUGCUCAUGCAUUUCCUGAACACACAAGGAGGAUCUGAUGGGACUGUGUGCAGGACAACAGAACUAACCCAACUUCAAGGAAAUGGGCGUUUCUGAAGUUGACCCCACAAAAUCCUCCAAUUUACUGGAGCUGAAAAGGGAGGAGAGUAGCAGCAGACCUGAAUAAACACUGAAAGAGUCAAUACAGAGUAUAUGUGCCUGUGCUGAAUUUGGAUCACAUUUGAAAUACACAGAUGAGAACGUUUCAGAUGUUGACAGGUGCUGUUUAUCACCAUGGCGUCCCUCCUGAUGUUUGUCACACUGCUUCAUCUCAUCACACUGGCGGUUCUCUUUAUCGCCACCAUGGAGAAGUCCUGGUGGGUUUGUGACGGCACAGAAAGUUCAGACCUAUGGUACAACUGCCGAUUUGACAAUGAAACAGAGGUGUGGUUUUGUGCAACGUCAAAAGAGACGGAGUGGCUUCAAGCUGUCCAGGUUCUGAUGGUCCUGUCGGUGGUUUUCUCCUCCAUUUCAUUCCUGAUAUUCCUGGGACAACUCUUCACCAUGUCUAAAGGAGGACUCUUUUACCUCACUGGUGUCUGCCAGGCAUUUGCCGGCCUCAACGUCUUCACUGCCGUGCUCAUUUACACUCUGCACAAUAAAGAAAUCGUUCGGGACUCGAGCUCAGGACACUUCGGCUACUGCUUUUUCUUGGCGUGGGUUUGUGUACCUUUGCUCCUGUGCAGUGGAAUCAUGUACAUCCAUCUGCGCAAAAGGGAAUAGCAACGAGUGUCCUAAAAAAAAAGACCAGCAAUGCGAAGAAUGUUUGCUGUUGACAUACUCCACUGAAUGAUUAUAUACUUCAUGAUAUCUCUAUGCAACAAAAAAAAGACUUAUUUUUUGCUUAUUUAGACCUUAUUUAGCUACACAUAAAUAUACAUGGCUGAAAUAUAGCCCGGACACAGCCCAUGUCGAAGAUCAGCACAACUUGGUUAACUCUUAAAGGGCGACCAUGACUAAUAUAUCUGAUUAGCUGAAUUAUAGCUAAUUUAAUAAUAAAAUGGGCCACGUAACUUAAUCUCAUUUAAUACUGAAGGGAUACUUGUAUACAUUAUAGCGGUAUCCAUAUGCUAAAAUGUUAAGAUGUAUUUUUAUAAAUAAAUUCAAUUAAGUCAUUAA